Molecule: messenger RNA, 5180 nt
Organism: Corythoichthys intestinalis (scribbled pipefish)
Lineage: Eukaryota; Metazoa; Chordata; Actinopteri; Syngnathiformes; Syngnathidae
Gene: pptc7a
Product: protein phosphatase targeting COQ7 a
Exons: 6
Coding region: 343-1236 (297 amino acids)
Biological process (GO): protein dephosphorylation
Cellular component (GO): mitochondrion
Molecular function (GO): protein serine/threonine phosphatase activity
Source: RefSeq, a predicted model, not a curated record
AAGUCACAAGACCGCGCGAGCUGAUCUGUGUGCGGCUCGAGCGAGGCUACAAAGCAGCUGCUCACAUCCUCACUAACGUCUUCAAAGGCUCCAACGAGCAACACCAUGGCGGCGGGGAACGGUCCAAGGCGGCACUUCGGCAAAGAUUGCCUGUGAUUCUCUUCUAAUUGACGUGGCGGAAGGAGAGCGCCACAAAGUCGAACUCAUCUCCGCGUGCGCUUUUCAUCUGCAGCCUCCCCGUCCGAGCAAGUCAACAUUUGAGAGCCGACGUCGGAGCUAAGCUAGCGCCGCCGCUAGCUAGGACGCCUCCAACCGGGAGGUUUCGGCUGGUUGACUGGGGGAAUGUUGUCCGUGCUUUCGUACGGUCGACUGGUCGCCAGAGCUGUCAUCGGCGGGCUCUCUCAGACGGACGGCCGAGACUACAGCCUGGUGACGGCGAGCUGCGGUUUCGGCAAGGAUUUUCGUAAAGGCAUCCUGAAGAAAGGGAUGUGCUAUGGGGACGACGCUUGCUUCAUCGCCCGACACAAAUGUGCCGAUGUUUUGGGUGUGGCAGAUGGAGUAGGAGGCUGGCGGGACUAUGGCGUGGACCCAUCCCAAUUUUCUGGCACGCUGAUGAAGACUUGCGAGCGCCUGGUGAAGGAGGGACGCUUCGUUCCCAGCAACCCCGUUGGCAUCCUCACCGCUAGCUAUUACGAGCUCCUGCAGAACAAAGUGCCACUGCUGGGCAGUAGCACAGCCUGCAUUGUGGUGUUGGACCGCCAGAGUCACCAGCUGCACACAGCCAAUUUGGGGGACUCUGGCUUCCUGGUGGUCCGCGGGGGCGAGGUGGUACACCGUUCCGAUGAGCAGCAGCAUUACUUCAACACACCCUUUCAACUUUCAAUUGCGCCCCCCGAGGCCGAGGGGGCCGUCCUCAGUGACAGCCCAGACGCUGCCGACAGCUCUUCUUUUGACGUCCAGCUGGGUGAUAUCAUCCUCACCGCCACUGAUGGCUUGUUUGACAACAUGCCAGACUACAUGAUCCUUCAGGAACUGAAGAAACUCAAGAGCGCCAACUAUGAGAGCAUUCAGAACACUGCUCGCAGUAUUGCAGAGCAGGCCCAUGACUUGGCCUAUGACCCCAACUACAUGUCACCUUUUGCUCAGUUUGCAUGUGACAAUGGACUCAAUGUUCGAGGAGGGAAGCCUGAUGACAUCACAGUGCUGUUGUCCAUAGUAGCAGAAUAUACUGACUAGGGUCAGGACUGUGGCUGGAUGGACUGCUCUGACUCCUGCUGGACAGGAUGAAGGACUGAGGAUGACAUCAGAUGUUUUUUUUUCCUUGCCAGCAUGCCGCAGUUGUACUUCACCCCAAACCUCAGAUGACCAGGUGGAUGUAAAAGCAGCAAGAAGCCCUAAAAAGCAAUGGAUAGUGCUCCCUGGGUAAUCGGCGUACCUUGGAUGGAAGCGGUUGUAUGAUGAAGCUUCUUUCAGACAGGACAUCUGCCCUCAGAUGAGUUGUUAGGAGUCUUGUAAAGGUUAGAGCAGCUAGAAGGGAAGUAUACACUUCACCUCUUUUGUGGCGAAAAGAGCUUACGCAGGAUGUGUCACCCUUGUGGCUGGAUAAAUGAAGAAGUUAGGUUAUGUUUUUUUAACAGUGGUUAUUGGUAAAUUUUGUAUAUGGAUGCUGGGAGAUUUUUUAUAUGUUGUAUGUUAAAAAAAAUACAAACCUUGCCCUCAAGUUAAAUCAAUCUGAUUUCAUGAAGAAGCAGCUGCCUUCACAUCCGUAUAUAACUUUUAAUACCACGAGGCUCAUACACGAUAUAUUCCAUCAAACAGAUGGCCUCCCUUUAAUCUCACUGCUGCUGUGAUUGUGACGUGUUUGUGUGUUUCAUGAGGAAUUGUGACAAAUGUGUAUGAAAUGGAAGCCAAGGCUGAAGGCGCCGUACGGGCGAAAACUGUGUCGCGGCUUAACACGCACAAAGCUGAAGAAGCAAAUGGGAAAGCGCAAGUUUAUUUUUCUACUUUGUUGAAGCAGUUAGUUGACUUUAAUCGAACUUAAAACAUCACAGUCGGCAUUUCCUACUUGUUCCUGUGGCGGCAAAGUUGCUGUUAUAUUUUACAUUUUUACUUAUUUUGCAUUAUGAAUUUACUGCACUUUUGGUCAAUUUCUGUGUAGUGCGUUAAUGACGUGCCUUGUAUCAGAUGAUGAUGAUACUGGCAGAUACAAGCCUCAAGUUGCGAUUAGCCAUGAGUCAAAUGUUUUUUUGAUCACAUCAUUUUAAAUUCAACUUUCCUUAGUUCAAGUCAGUCAGAAGCAAUGAGGAAUAGUAAUAAAGCCAUCAAAUAAGAUUACAGUUUACAAGAUUGCACUAAAAGACUGUCUCCUUAUUACGGAAGACAAAAGGGAGAUUGAGGUAAAGCAAUGAAUGCUACAUUUAAGCAUUCUAGCGUGUCUAAGGGCAAUCUUAGUAGCCUUACCAUGAUCAAGCAAUUUUUUUUUUUUUUUUUUUUUUGGGAAGAUGCGGCUACUGUGAACUUUUUUUGUGCCCAGAACGUAAUUUCCCUCCUCCAAACAAACCGGAGCGUGUCUGUAUAUUUUUGGAUGUACGUACACAUCAAUGCAGAUCUGCUGUAUGCUAUUUAAAUAAAGAUGAUAGUAUUUAUUAAAUAUUCUCUUGUAAGAUGACUGAUGUGAUUCCACAUACACUCUGAACUUGAACAGUUCAUUUUACUGUUAAAUGAUGCAAUAAAUAAUCUUAAGUUAAUGAAUAAAUCCUUUUACGAAUUCAAAUGGGAUGAAUUAAUUAUCAAGGCUGUUAAUAAUGUGCCAUAAAAAAAAUAUUAAAUGUUAAUACUUAUUGGGAACAAUUUUCAGUUUUGGGAACUUGAGAGUCCAGGAAUUCAUUCCAGGUCUUCGUCCAUCUCCAUUUCGCUCUCACAAACCAGAACCGAGGCAGCACAAUUCUCAUCUUGCUUUGACGGGGAAGCUUGAAACAGGAGGGAGCAGAUCUUUGGAAGCAAAAUGUAUGUUUCUUAAUGCAGAAUAGCAAAACAAGGACAAUUUCAGCUAUAAAAACUUUUUCCCCCACCACAAGUGUUCUAACAACUACACGCUUUACCACCUGUAUCAUAAAAUCCCAACCAAAUGACGUGUGCCAUCGGAAUGUCAGUUAAACUCAAAUUGACUAAUCUGUGACUAAUUGGGCUGUUUUAGAUGUGUCAUUCCAGAAUUAGAAUGGCAUGAAACAUGCCGUUAAUGAGUAAAUUUACAUCUUGUGAGCCCAAAUCCAAGGGCGUAGGUUUGCAUAGGUACGAUAGGGAUUUAACACUACCAGCUUUUCAGGAUACUCAAAUUGUCCCUACCAACUUUUAAGCAACCUUAUUUGCAUUAUAUAAUAAGUUGUUAUACUGUAUAGGUAAUUUAGAUUGUGUUCCCAUAUGUUGUAAGGAUAUAAUUGACCCUACCCUACUUGACCCUUAAGUGAAUUAAUUUUCAUUAUGUUCAGAUUUAUCCCUUUUUACUUGCUGAAUGUGCAGGUCCAAUUUUUCCCUCAAUUGCAUGUUUGUUUGGCUGAUGACUUGAAUUUACAGUAUUUAAAAUGUAUUUAUUUUCUAUAUUAUAUUUUUAAAACUAUGUUUAUCUGCAGCCUAUGCAGACAUUUUUUUUCAGAUACAGUCGAAGUAAAAGGUUUUCAUUUUUUGUUGCGUUUAGGCUCCAUUUUUGCUUAUUUAUUUUUUUGUUAUACUCUAAGAAUUUUUUUCAGCAAUAUUUAUUUCAGUGUUUUUCAACCUAUUCUCAGUCACAGCACGUUUUUAUAUUGGAAAAAAUCUCGCAGGACACCACAAACCAAAAAUGUUCCAAAUUACUUUCUGUACAGUACAUUUCAUUAUAAAAUAAUUUAUUAAUAUUUAUACUGACUCAGUGUGAAACUUGAGACAGGUUAGAUCAGGGGUCCCCAAACUUUUUCCUGUGAGGGCCACAUACUUUUCCCUUCUCUGAUGAGGGGCCGGGGUCAGUUUGUAACAGAAAAAGUGUGACGAUUGCACGAGGUCCUAAAUGUAAAAAAAGCCACAAUCAAAUAAGCCUUUCUGGAUUCUUCACGGAACAAAAGUAAAUAAAAUAAUAAUAAUAAUAUAAAAUAUAAUAUAACAUAAUAUAACACUUUUAAUUAAAUAGAUAAUAACAAAAUAAUCCUCUGGGUUCUUCACAGAAAAAGCCAAGAAAUAAAUAAUAUAAGUUUUUUAAAAAAUGUUCAGGGGGCUGGACCAAAUGUGGAGGCGGGCUGUGUCCGGCCCGCGGGCCGUAGUUUGGGGACCCCUGGUUUAGAUGAACACAAAGCCGAUAUCCUUGCACGAAUUGACUCACACGAAGCUCUUCUUCAACAGCUCUACGUCUGUUUAUUUUUUUUUCAUAGCAGCUGAGCUUGAAAAGCCCAAAAUUAUCAGACAAGGGGACUUUAGCAAUGUCUUUAGCCGCAUCAGGGCCGAGCAUCUCUCUGACAAUGGCUUUGCAAGCAGGUAAUAUUAAUGUCACCGCCAGCGCGGGACUAUUUAGCGAUUUAUUAAACAAGUUCAGCAAAGAGGUAACUGGCUUUGAUGUUUUUUUCUAAAAAAAAAAAAAGUUGCCCGUUUCUCUGUUUUCAUGAAGGUGACAAAAUAAUCCAUUGACUUGUUUUGAAGCGACUGGCGUUUCGUUGGGAGAUGAAGUUCAUGCUUGCUUGGCACCAUGGCGCUGUUGGAUAGCUGCUCGUUUUGCUUUCAAAAACUGCUCUGAUUUUAGCCACCUUGCUGUACUCGACAGCAUAUAUAAUUUGUGUUUAAAUAUUGCAAUUUAAAUUUGCUAAUAAAAUACAUUUAUUCUGGAAUUUCUCAAAAUGUUUCUUUAAUAGGUUUGAAUCGAACCACCUGAACCAAUACACAUGAAAGUUAGUAUAAGUCAAUACAGAUAUAUUUUGCAUAGGUCAUUUAGCCUAUCAAUUAAUUAGGUUCUAUUCGUGACAAAUGGAGCCCUGACCCCCAUUCAACCAAUCUGUUUGGUCUUAUUAAUGUCCCGGCCCCAGGAAAAACUGUACAUGCAGGCAAUGCUGUUAUAUCAUCCCAAAUCUAAAAACAAAAAUUAAGCAAAAGAAUGAGAUUUUUUUUUUUUUUUUAAAUACCCACAAAACAAGUCUGGAGUACCCCUUAAAAUUCUAUUUUUU